This is a messenger RNA of Tachysurus fulvidraco (yellow catfish), 2647 nucleotides long. Its product is annotated as plectin-like. The transcript has 7 exons. The coding region runs from base 271 to 2181 and encodes 636 amino acids. The record is from RefSeq and is a predicted model, not a curated record. NCBI's taxonomy places the organism in Eukaryota, Metazoa, Chordata, Actinopteri, Siluriformes, Bagridae. Gene Ontology annotation, molecular function: GTP binding.
UAAACAACCGAGAGCUCCUGAGGAACUAACAGUCAGCGUCAUUUCCAAGGUCACAACAGACCCAAUGCUGAAAAUAUCAUAGCUUCCUGUUCAGAGAGAAAAAACAAAACCCUGUGCAACUGACACACUAAAGCAGCAGGAGUCUGUGAGAAGAACGGCAAAGAUUUAAGGGAAACGUUAAGAUUAAAAAUUCCUUUAAACAUAUAAAACAGACUCAUUAUAUCAUACUAUUUGAUUUCUCUGGAGGAUUUUACUCAAUUGAAAGCAGAGAUGGCUGCAGCAUCCAACUCUGAGUUUACACUCAUUUCCCACCAAUAUAAAGGGAUUCAGCUUGGCUCAACAGUCACAUUCUCGUGUUUCCUAUCUCCUGAAAUCAGUGCUGUUGACAUGCAGAUCCAGUGGUUUAAGGGGACAGACUGUGUUUUUCUCUAUAAGAACAGAGAAAUUAAAGAGGGGAGAGGCUACAAGGGCAGAGUGAGUCUAUUCACUCAGGAGCUGGACAAAGGAAACAUCUACUUACAGCUGAAAGAGAGCCGUGAAUCAGAUAUAGGACAUUACCUGUGUCAGGUGACUGAUGGGGAAAGAAUGGGAAAGCUUACAGUAAGACUAUGGUGGCAUCAUCUUCGAAGCAUAAGCAGACUCUUUCAGUGUGGUGUCAUUCCCUAUGUUAAAAUCGAGCAGUGGGGGAAAAAAUGGUCAAAAGAGGAGAAAAUUAAAAUGUCAGAGUCUUCAUUGUUGACUGAAUAUAAUACAGAUGUUAAAGGCAUCAUAAAGGACCUUCUUAAAACACACGACGCAUUAGAAAAAACUGAGCAGCGAUUGAAAGACACCACGCAGGAACUAAACAAAGCAAAAGCAGAGCUGGAAGUUGCUGCUGCUCCAGACUUAUAUGGCUUUGUGUCAAAAGUGGAGUCUCCAGUCAUGGGUGAAGCAUCAGCAAGUUCAAAUUCUUCAGAAUUGCGGUUUGUGCUGCUCGGGAGGACGGGGUCUGGAAAGAGUGCAGCAGGAAACAUCAUCCUGGGAAAAGCAGAGAGAAACCUGGAUAUCACACCUACAGCCACCCAGCAGAGUGAGAGCACACAAGGGGAGGUGGCUGGUAGGAAGGUGACUGUGGUGGACACGCCUGACUGGUUCUCUUCUGGACUCUCUGUGGAGAAGCUGAGACAGGACGUGGGGCUCUGUGUCCGUCUGUCUGCUCCAGGACCCCAUGCCUUCGUCGUGGUCAUACCUGUAAAGCAGCCUACAGAAAAGGAGAGAGGAAUGAUGGAGAAAAUUGAAGAGAUCUUUGGAGAGAGGUGUUGGGAGACUGCUUUCCUCCUUUUUACUGUUUCUGAUGAAGUUCAGAAGAAGAAUAUCGAGGAAUUUAUCCAAUCAGGAGACCAGGAGGUCCAGAGACUUGUAAAGAACUGUGGGAAUAGGUUUCACUGUCUCAAUAUUAAAGAGAGUGAAGAUGGUUCUCAGGUAUCAGAGCUGCUGGAGAAGAUAGAGAAGAUGGUGGUCAGAAAUAAAGGAAGAUUCCUCAGCAGUGAGCUCUACCUGGAAACAGAAUCUAAGAUUGAAAACAUAAUUUUGUGUAUUAAAGAAAAGAAGAUAGCCAAAGAAGAACGAGAAGUGGAAGUGAAACUAGAGGAGGAGCUCCAGAAAUCUCUGAAAAAGAUAGAAGGAAUGAUCCAAGAGCAUGAAAAAGAUAUUACACAGCUGAACAAUCAAGUAGCUGAUCUGGAAGGAAAAAUUAAAGAGGAAAUGGAUGAAGUGAAAAAAGAAAAACUGAAAGGGGAACUAGAUGGAGAGAUGCAAAAGAGGACAAAGAUUGACAAUGUAAUUAAUAUACUAAAUGAAAAAGUAGAGUGGGAGAGGAGAGAGUUGAAGGGGAUACUCAGACAAAAGGUGGAAGAUAUAAGGAAGGCCUAUGAAGGAGAGGCUGGAAUGGAGGAAGAGAGAAGACUUGUGAAAAUCAUGAUUCCUGAAAUCCAGAGAUAUAUUUUGACCUCCAAAUCAAAGAUGGAGGAAUAUUUCAGAGGACAGAUGGAAGAGAAGGAUAGAGAGCUGGAGUUACUGAAAAAGACACUGACCCAGCUUAGAGAAGAGAAAAACGAACCCGUUUUGGGAAAAGAGGCUCAUAAUGAGUCUGGAGAAACCGCCUUCAAAAACAAGUGGAGGAAACAUGGUGGGAGUUUAUGAUUACUCAGGAUUUCACAAUGUUUGUAACUGUGCAUAAACCUGACACUUUUUCUGGAGGGAAGUUACUCUUGAGUACUUAGCGAUUCUGUCAUCCAGCCACAUACACAACUGGUACAAAUGAUUUUCUUAACUUUAACAGGAAUUACAUGAUUACAAAAGAGGUUUGCUAGGUCUAACCCUCAUAUAACCAUUAAUAACUAUUACCUUUUGUUUAUGAUUGUGGUUUCACUGUGCUGGUCUGUAAUGCUGCACUACAGUGUAUCGGUAUGAAUGCAACUAAAUGUUAUUUAGAAAACUGACAAGACCAUUUUUUAUAUAUUUUUUGAGGAUGAUGAUGAGGAUGAUGAUGAAAUUUAAACCUUUGCAUGCGUUUUCAACCAAAAACAGUUUUUAUUUUGUAAAAGUUACUUACAUUCUGUGCAGCAAAAAUAUAAAACACAUAUCAAUAAACAUUUGAUAGGCUCCA